This is a messenger RNA of Penaeus chinensis, 2992 nucleotides long. Its product is annotated as transmembrane protein 104-like. The coding region runs from base 2 to 1366 and encodes 454 amino acids. NCBI's taxonomy places the organism in Eukaryota, Metazoa, Arthropoda, Malacostraca, Decapoda, Penaeidae. The record is from RefSeq and is a predicted model, not a curated record. The transcript has 10 exons.
CAUGACGGCCACGUGGGUGGUGGAGAGCAUGGCCUGCGCCAACGCCAUCAACCACUGCCGACGCAUGAAGCAGCUCAAGAAGAGGGGCCAGGUAGCCGACGAACUAGUGAGUCGCACACUAGAAAAUGCUGAAGCUGACCAGCGAUCGACCGACACCUCCGAAGACCACGACGAUCACGAUGAAGAGCUUCCCCUUAUCACAGAUGGAGUCAUUGAAAGAACUGUCGGGGAAUAUUAUGCGAUCCAGGAGCAAAUCGAGAUGGGGCAGAUGGCGAAAUUGUUUUAUUCUACAGUGUGGGUUAAGGUUUUUUACAUCGUACUCUGUGUAUACCUGUAUGGAGAUCUUGCCAUAUAUGAAGCGGCAGUUGCCAAAUCUCUCAGAGACAUAAUCUGCGACUACGUGCCAGAGAACUGCACCAAGGAACUGUUAGACUCCGACCCAUGUUUCACCGAUCCCAGCCGGUCCCACAUGUCCAGAAUGGAAAUGUAUAGAAUCUGUACUUUCAGCUUUGUUGGGGUCAUGGGUCCCUUUGUCUUCUUCAAUCUCACGAAGACCAAGUACAUGCAGAUCUUGACUACCAUCACAAGGUGGCUCGCGAUGGGCACCAUGAUCACGUGGGCCAUUGUGCUCUUGGCGGAAGGGAAGAACCAAGGUCACCCCCCUGCGGCCGAUAUCACCAAGCUCCCUCAGUUGUUUGGGGUGUGCGUAUAUAGCUUUAUGUGUCACCAUUCCUUACCAGCACUCAUUACGCCAAUAAGUGAAAAGAAGUCUAUUUUGAAGCUGUUAGGUGCAGAUUACUUGUUGAUUCUUCUGUUCUACUUGCUGUUGGCUUUUACUGGGAUCUUUGCCUUUGCACAUCUAAAUGACCUUUACACCCUGAACUUCCAGCCAGACAGGUGUAAAGAUGUUGAUACGCCAAUGGCUAUUUACUGUCUUCAGGUAUUCCUUCUGCUGUUUCCAGUGUUUACCCUGAGCACCAACUUCCCCAUCAUAGCCAUCACACUGCGGAACAACCUCAAGGGUCUCUUUCUGAGGGAAACGCGGCGCUACUCCUUCUUCACCUCGCGAUGCCUCUUCCCGCUCCUGGCCAUCAUCCCGCCCACAAUCAUAGGCCUGGUCACCUCCAACGUGGAAUUCCUGGUGGGAAUCACAGGGGCCUACGCUGGCUCCAUCAUUCAGUAUGUUGUUCCUGCGACUUUGGUCCAUUACGCGAGAAAGAUGACCCUAGAGCACAUCGGCAUGGGGGUGAAGAACCCCUUUUCCUCUCCCCUUCAGCAUUACAUGUGGCUCGUUGCCAUAUGCUUGUGGGCAGGCGUGUGCCAAAUCUUCGUGACGUUGUAUUUGGUGGGGAAGGGCUCGUAUUAGGUGUGUAAGGAAAGAUGAUUUAUGUGCUUGUCACACUGUAUAUAUCCACUGUAUAUACUGUAUAUACAAGUUUCAUAUUCUACAAGAAAUACACAGUAUAGGAGUGAAUGUGUAUAGAUUUUCAGCAUUUUUAGAGAUAUUUUAUAUAGAUGAAUUGGGUAUUGCAAUAUUAUGUUAAUCACAUAGUUAUGUGAAGAACCUUACAGAUUUUAGUCUUUUGGACUCAAAAAUACAAAUUCAAUGAGAUAAAUUCCUUUUGUUUUAAAAGUGCGUUAAUCUGUUGUUGGUCAACUUUGUGAUUUUUUUUUUUUAGAUGAACUAUCAUCCAUUGUUUUUUGAUAGGGAAAUAAAGCAAUGGGUAAUGUGCAUUACCUAUUUGCCAGACCAAAGAAAGUUAAAAGAGGGAAAACAGUAAAGUAAUGAUCAUUUGUGUGAAACAUAUGUAGAAGAAAAAGACAAUGUUUUUAUUUUCUUUUGACAACUUUGGCUCUAAAAGUGCCAGUCUUCCUAGCUUGGUAAAACUACUGCUUUUGUUAAGCCUUUUGGUUUUCAUGUAAAGUAUUAACCCCUUCCUGAUGGGUCACACCGUGAGGCGUCAAGACAAACCGCUCGAUCUGUGGCCAAAGCGCUACGAGCUGGUGAUUUGGCUUGAUGUACCAAACUCCCAUGCUCAAAGUCAGCGCAUUGCCAUUGAUCGCCAGAGCGUAGAGUUUUUUUCCAAUUUUCUUCACCCGUCACCAAGGGGUUAAGAAUGAGAAUGAAAAUAGUAAUAUUAUUAUUAUUAUUUUUUUUAUAAGUUGAUAGAUACUGAAGAAUAUAAGAGAAGAUUCCAUUUGAAUUUUAGAACUACAAGUGAAAAAAGAUGAAAUGUCUUGUCGUAAUGUGAUUUUUUUUUAAAUAAAAAAGAGAUAGAUAAUAAAUGUAUCAAACUGUACUUUUUAACAAAGGAAAGAAAUAAUAGUACAAAUACUCUUUUUUUCUUACUAUUAUUAUUGUUACUUGAAUAUAUUAUUCAUUUGAUAUCUAUUUUAACCCAAAGCCUCUGGGAAAAUGUGGUGUUCAAUGAAGUAUUGUUUUGUGAAAUGUCUCUACACACAGAUGUCUCUGCAAGUGCUUAACCACACAGGAGUCAAUUAGUAGGCCUUUUGACUUUACCUGAUUUCACCUCUCCUUGAGUUUGCACGAUAAACAUUUUUUUACUGAUACUUUCAAUAUUGAUAUUGAUAUUUUUAUUAUAGACAUUAUUUAUUUUAGUGUUAUUGACCUUACUAACAGCAGUAUUAGAUACUGGAAAAUAUUUUUGAAAAUCAACGAAAAGGGUAAACAGGUGAGACAGGUAGUAUACCUAAUUGGCUCCAGUGAGUACUUGUGGAGCUGCGUAUGUGUAAACACAAUUGAUAGAUUAAACUCUCAGUGGGCAUGGCAUGCACAUACAUGCCAUCUCCGGUGGCUUUGGGUUAAAUUUCCUUUUAAAAUGGCCCAUAUUUUCUUCAGAUAGAGCCUAUGAACAUGACUAUGUACCUUUGGUGCUGGAGAUGGUGGAGAAAUAUUCACACAUGAAUCAGGUUGAUGUGUAAGGGAGGCAGAAAGAAAUUGUUUUUGUGACUUGAUAUGAUAGUAUCUUUA